Caenorhabditis elegans is the source of this 2219-nucleotide messenger RNA. RefSeq names its product Cadherin domain-containing protein (gene cdh-9). The coding region runs from base 10 to 1767 and encodes 585 amino acids. The transcript is spliced from 14 exons. NCBI's taxonomy places the organism in Eukaryota, Metazoa, Nematoda, Chromadorea, Rhabditida, Rhabditidae. Gene Ontology annotation, molecular function: calcium ion binding. The record is from RefSeq and is marked reviewed. Gene Ontology annotation, cellular component: membrane; plasma membrane. Gene Ontology annotation, biological process: cell-cell adhesion; homophilic cell-cell adhesion; cell adhesion.
UUUUCAGCCAUGAUACCCUACUUGGGCCGAUCCUUACUACUUCUGGCACUUCUAGCACAAUAUUCAAACACGUGUCUUCUCAAAAAUGGCAUGAGUUCCGUGUAUCUCUCGGCUUUUGAAGAUUUGAAACCAGGAAAUGUGAUCGGCACGCUGCCUUUCGAAUCGCAGACCUCAAAGGAAACCGAUGUCGAGCUACGGGUGGUGAAGGGAAACGAGUUGGUCGAUGUGAAACCUGGCAGCCAUGAUUUGAUUCUGAAAAAGACGUUGGAUAGGGAUGAGGGAGUCGGCAAGUUCGAAGCUGUUGUUGAAUGCCGUUCCUCGAAUUUGGAUACAGACUUCAGUCAGCUGAACAUAUCGGUGUUUGUGACGGUCAAAGACAUUAAUGACAAUGCGCCAGUGUUCGAUUCAGCCGAGUACUUUGUGGACAUUAAAGAAGAACUACCAACUGGUACAAUUGUCUUCACAGACUUCGAAGCCACUGACAACGAUCAACCAGGGCCAAACAGUUUCGUGCAGUACACUAUUGUGGCGGGACCGCAUUCUCAUUUUCUGGAGAUUCCGGACCCUUUCAAGCCAGUGAUCACAAUUAAAGAUAGGAUUAAUUACGAAGAGAUCAAGAAGUUCUCGGUGGAAAUUGAGGCGAGAGAUCAAGGAGAACCGAGUUUAGCAUCAACGGUUCCGUUACAUGUGACAAUUGUGGAUGUGAACGACUUGCUGCCAAGAUUCAAACAUUCACAUUAUACAGCUAAAUCUCAAAAGAAUGGCGUAUUGGUUUUCGAACCGGAGGCUAUCUCAGCACAAGAUGGCGAUCGUCUCAACGCUUCGCUGAUCUUUUCUCUGUCCGGAGAACUAUCGGAACACUUUGCCAUCGACAAUGACGGAAGCAUCCGUUCGAUUACCCCUAACCCACCACAACGAGCCACUUUCUUUGUGACGGCCUCUGAACGAGAAGAUACCGAGAGAAAUAGCACGGCAAUACUGUCAAUCCGUCUUCAAUCUUCAUUAGCCUUCCAGCACAACACCUACUCUACAACAAUUUCACCAACAACACCAAUUGGUUCAACUGUGAUCACUGUGGUGGCCAACUCGGAAAAUAAUACCCCGCUCACCUACUCGCUUCUUGCCGACACGAACACUGUUUCGAUUGAUGAAGUAUCUGGAAAUGUCGUGCUCCGUAAGAAACUCGAGAAGCCCGAAACAUUGAAUGUUACCGCGAGUGAUGGAGAAAAUGUUGUCUCUACCGCUCUCCACUUGAUGACAGCCAAUUCGGAAGAAUCGUGUCGAUCGCCGAUUAAGUUCGAAAAGUUCGAAUAUAAAAUGACAAUUGGGAAAUUGAAUGUGUUGGGAGUAGUGAAUGCCACCUCACGGACAGGAACAAAGAUCACCUACAUUUUAAUGAACAUGAAUAAUGAUUUUGAAAUCGACACCAAUGGAGUCGUGAAGCUUCUUCCCAAAGCACGUCUUCAGUGCAAAGUUUGUGAGCUGAUUGUAGUGGCAAAAUCGGGAACUCAAAUGGCAAUCACCAAGAUUAACGUGGAUAAUCCAGCAUUUGUUCUUCACUCGACCACCGCUUUAACUUUAUUGAUUCUUAUCAUUUUAUGUCUGAUCUUCACGAUGCUUGCUAUCCUCGUGUGUCGGAAGUUUUGUGAAAAAUGGAAGACGGGCCAUCGGAGAUCGAGCAUUUGUUGGCUCAAUGGGACAACUGAUACUGGCAUUUCUAUAACUACAACAACGCCGAAUACAACGACUAGUUCAGGUAUGUGGUGAACAGUGACCGCGAUAGAUGUUACGAGUCCAAGUCACCGGGUCCCAAAAGAUCACAAGGUGCCCAUUUGGUUCCAGUCACCGUAACAUCAGACGGAUCAACGCCUACUGUCUAUUUUUAAUAUGUAUCCGAUAAAAAUUCUGAAAUAUCUGUUCAUCUCCCUCAACGCCCCAAUCUUACUGGUCACAUGCUCCUCGCUUCAAUAAUUUUUUUUUGCAAAUUGUCAUUGUAAAUACGCAACCUCGUCGAAUUCUUUCACAGCUCUUUCACAAUCAUAUCGGUGACUUUCUUUCUCACAAUAUUCUAUUCAUUGUAUCUUCAAAAGUGCUCAUUCCUUUGUCUAACCGUUUUGCUUACAAUUAACUUAUGUUACCUUCGCUUUGCAGUUUCAAAACUACAGGGUUGAUCUCAUAUUCACAUUACUUUUUGAUCAAUAAAUAUAUUUAUAUAAAUU